AUGGUGAAUAAGAACGCGCUCGAGUUAUGGAGUAUCUUCAGAGAGAGACUAAGUCCGACGGAUAUGAAAACGCUCACCUCCUUGUUGAUAGAUUAUAAUCGCAGAAGAAUCGAAAAGACACAACUCAUUGCAUCUGCUCUGCUUUUGUUCAAGAACGACGAGUUUCUUCACCGAUGCUUCACAGAUUAUCUCUACGGUAAAAAGUCUCAAGAAGAUGAAGAUGGAGAGACCCAAAGCGAUGAAGAAGGUGAGAUUCGAGAACAAGAUCCAAAGACUGAACUUUGCGUACGUAACAAGGAAGAAGCGAUGGUGUACUACAAAGAACAAGAAGAUGAAAAGAGUCACCAAAACGUUGAAGAAGAUCUUGAAGAUGCUAAGAUUAGGGUUUCUGACGAGCGAGACUUGGAACAUGCUACGAAUGUGUUCAGCCUGGAGGGAAAACGGAGAAGAAUCUUGAAACCGGAACCACCGAAGAAAACGUUAGCGAGAGUGACACCUAGCUAUGAGACUAUCCCCGAAGAAGAUCAGUUUCCUGUCUCAAACAAGGUACUGAACAACAAGUACUCUGUGACGCAACGUAACAGUGGUUCGGGACAUAAGAAACUGAGCAAAUACGAAGAAGCAAUUGAGAGAUGCCAAGAUGACAUGUUUGAGAGUGAUAUGAUGAUGGGAUCUCUUGAAAGUGCAGUGGAGAAUGCUGAGAAAGUAAUAGCGGAGGAGAUGAGCGUCGAAGAUCUCGGAGUGAAGUUCUACAAAUGCAUCGAAAGGCUAUACUGUAGAGAUAUGUCUGAGAUUGUGAGAGAAAACCACAUGAGGGCUUUACCUGUCAUCUUAAUCCGGUUGAAGCAGAAGCUAGAUGAGCUCACAGCCGUUCGAGAAAACUGGAAGAUUAUUUGGAAGCAAGCCAUUGAAGAAAACACUGCAAAGCAAAGAGAAGCCACUGCACAACAAGGCCGCAGGAAAAAGUGA
Messenger RNA from Eruca vesicaria subsp. sativa (arugula), 969 nucleotides. The record is from the annotation of a GenBank genome assembly. Lineage: Eukaryota; Viridiplantae; Streptophyta; Magnoliopsida; Brassicales; Brassicaceae.